This is a messenger RNA of Elaeis guineensis (African oil palm), 1545 nucleotides long. Lineage: Eukaryota; Viridiplantae; Streptophyta; Magnoliopsida; Arecales; Arecaceae. The record is from RefSeq and is a predicted model, not a curated record.
GUUGGAUCUUUUCCGGCAUAUGAUAUCUGCCAGCAUUAUGCCGGAUCCUGUGGCUCUGGCGACUUCCAUUUCAGCAUGCCGUCAAUUGGGCCAUUCAGGCCUGGCGAAGAUGAUUCAUGGGUUCGCUUUGUGUAGUGGGAUUCAGAUUGAUGCAUUCGUUAGCAUUGAAUUGUUAAGAAUUUACGCGGAUCACGGUGAAUUAGAACUUGCACGCAAGUUGUUUGAUGAGAUGCCUACAAGAACUGUUGUUGCAUGGAAUGCUAUCAUUCAUCAGUAUGUGAAGCAUGAUUUGAUUGAUGUUGCACGUCAGUUGUUCUUGGAGAUGCCAAAUAGGGAUGUCGUUUCAUGGAACACUUUGAUAUCUGGGUAUUCUCAAGCAGGGCAUUGUCGAGAGGCCCUGGUGUUGUUUUGUGACAUGGAGUUGUCUUCUGUGAGGCCUAACAAGCUAACACUAUGCACCAUUCUAGCUGCUUGUGCUAGCCUGGGUGCUUUGGAGACUGGGAUGUGGUUACAUGCUUACCUUGAGAGAAACAAUAUGAACUUUGAUGGGUGCUUGGAUCAUUGCCUGAUCGAUAUGUAUGCUAAAUGUGGAAGCAUUGAGAAGGCAAUUCAAGUGUUUGAGAAGAUCCCGAUAAGAAGGGACUUGUACUCAUGGACUUCAGUGAUAUGUGGGCUGGCACUGCAUGGGCGAGCCGACCAUGCCCUUCGCCUCUUCUCUCGCAUGCAAGAAGUGGGAGUCCAACCAGAUGAUGUUACUUUGGUUGGAGUUUUAAAUGCUUGCGCCCAUGGAGGACUUGUAGAUGAAGGUUGUAAACAUUUCCAUUCAAUGGAGGAAGUCUAUGGUCUCAAACCCAAAAUCGAGCACUAUGGAUGUAUGAUCGAUCUUUUAGUCCGUGUGGGUCGAUUAAAAGAAGCAUUUGAUAUCAUUGUUGGAAUGCCAAUGGAGCCUAAUGUAGUUGUGUGGGGUACAUUGCUGAGUGGUUGCAGGGUGCAUAAUAAUGUGAAGCUAGGUGAAAUUGCAGCCAUGAAAUUGUUCGUGUUGGAUCCAUGUGAUCCAUGGGUUCGAGUGAUGUUGUCUAAUAUGUAUGCAGAAGCUCAUGAUUGGGGUGGAGUCAUGAGGCUCAGGAAGGAGAUGAAGGGGGGUGAGAUGAGGAAAGCACCAGGGUGCAGUUCAAUUGAAAUGAGUGGUGAAGUUCAUGAGUUUCUUGCAGGAGGCAAUCUGCAUCCUCAGCAUGCAGAGAUUUACACAAUGUUAGAGAAUAUUGAAGCUCAAAUGCAGAUACGGUGAUGCUUAAUGUUUCUAACCCCAUCAUAAAGAUUGUGCUUGCCAUUGUCCCAAUAUUUAUUAUAUUGUCUUAAAUGUAUCAAUUCAACCUAUUCUUUCCUAAUUGAAAGUAAAAGAGGAUAUAUUGAAUAUACAGUCUCUGAAUUUUUUCCAAGAAGAUGCUGUCAUCUCACAACAAAAUAUCAAUAGGAAUCUGUUGGAUGAAUUAGAGCACAUUGUCGAAGGCGAUUUUAUCAUGCAAUAAAUUCCUCUUUUCAAGC